AAAAGGCAGGAAGUAAGUGUUGGGGGUUUACCAAAACAGCGAGAAGAUGGCUGCGGUGGCGGAUAGUGGCGCUUCUUCGCCUGGGACGGCCACUUCUGACACCACAGAAGAACCCAUGACAGCAGAAGAGAUGGCUGCACAGAAGAGAGAGGAGCGGCUUAGGAAAUUCCGAGAGCUACAUUUGAAAAGGAAUGAAGCCCGAAAGUUAAAUCAUCAGGAAGUUGUGGAGGAGGAUAAAAGGCUGAAGUUGCCAGCAAACUGGGAAGCAAAAAAGGCUCGUUUAGAAUGGGAACUGAAGGUGGAAGAAAAGAAAAAGGAAUGUCUGGCAAAAGGAGAAGAUUAUGAGAGAGUGAAGCUGUUAGAAAUCAGUGCAGAGGAUGCGGAACGAUUUGAGAGGAAGAAGAAGAAGAAAAAUCCUGAUAUUGGCUUUUCAGAUUACGCAGCAGCUCAAUUGCGACAAUAUCAGAGGUUGACCAAGCAGAUCAGACCUGACCUGGAGAAGUAUGAAAAGCUGAGAGAAGAAAGCGGCGAAGAGUUUUACCCAACUUCAAACAGCCUUCUCCAUGGAACGCACGUGCCAUGUAAAGAAGGGGUUGAUAAAAUGGUUUCGGAUCUUGAAAAACAAAUCCAAAAACGUGAAAAAUACAGCCGGAGACGUUCUUACAACGAUGAUGCCGAUAUCGACUACAUUAAUGAGAGGAAUGCCAAGUUCAAUAAGAAGGCUGAGAGGUUCUAUGGAAAAUACACUGCUGAAAUUAAACAGAACCUGGAAAGAGGGACAGCUGUAUAAGCUGAAAGGUGCAGGAGGCAAGUUCAGCACUGGAGCUAUCUGGCUUGUCCAGAAAUCCCUCUGUGUAAAACCCUUAUUGCAAAAGGACCUCAAAUAUCACAAGCUUGUACAAAGAUGAGACUUGUCUAAGAAUCUUUCUCGUUUAACAAGGUCACAUUUUUAAAAAAUUCAGUAGAACAGUUUGUCACGUACAUAAAUAUUUGUGUAACAGUAGGAAGCAAUUUGUUUGAAUUUUUGGCUGAGAAAUCACAGGUGACCCCAUCUCCUUUGGGAGUUCUCUUUUCAUGAGGACAAGUAUCUCAAAUCACAAUUCCAGAUAAAGGCAAGUUGUUGAGUAGCUUCAGGCUUUUUCUUUUUAAUGUAUCUGAGGUCUCCAUGAAAGUCAAUACUUUGUUGUAUGGUGAAAGGUUGCAUUUUUACUAAAGCUCUGAUAUUAAAUGUUAAUUAUAA
Messenger RNA from Elgaria multicarinata webbii, 1240 nucleotides. RefSeq names its product SYF2 pre-mRNA splicing factor (gene SYF2). Gene Ontology annotation, cellular component: Prp19 complex; post-mRNA release spliceosomal complex; catalytic step 2 spliceosome. Lineage: Eukaryota; Metazoa; Chordata; Lepidosauria; Squamata; Anguidae. Bases 47 to 790 code for a protein of 247 amino acids. The transcript is spliced from 7 exons. The record is from RefSeq and is a predicted model, not a curated record.